This is a messenger RNA of Pocillopora meandrina, 3202 nucleotides long. NCBI's taxonomy places the organism in Eukaryota, Metazoa, Cnidaria, Anthozoa, Scleractinia, Pocilloporidae. The record is from the annotation of a GenBank genome assembly.
AUGGCAGAUUCUGACUCUGGUACCCAUGUAACGGACAUAAGUGAAAGUAUCCAGGACGAUUUUGAGUUCAGAAAAGAAGGUACUUUGCAUAGCUUUCUAUUUAGCAGAUUAUAAAACCACGGCUUCCUAAUUUCGUCUAUUAGCACUUGAUGUUCUCUGCUCAAUACUCCUUCGUCAAAACAAGUCUCAAUUAGGGCCUCUUUGUUUCAUUGAACUUUACGUCUACUUAGAGACUAUUUUUUCUAACCACGCCACGUUCGAUGGCAAGGUUCAUUUUCCUCAGUAGCUCAAAACUGCUCUUAAAGGUUGAAAUGCUGAGCCCUGGAAACACGAAGUUUAAGACGUCACUAAACUUGGCAUCAUUGCAUAUUACUUCAAAAUGGUAAUAUCUACGUUUCAAGGGCACACGGGCAAUGAACCUAUCAAACUUUGAAUGAUUUAUCUCGAUUAAAGUACUCUGUAAUUCUCUCUAUGUGAGUCAUACAGUGAGCUUAAGUUGUUCAUUAGGUAAAUUACAUGAUUCAAAUUUAUCCCGCGGAAAAGAAAACCUCGUUACUUUCAACAUUCGCCUGAUAGUACCAAAGAGUGAAAAUACACUUUAUCGCUUGUAUCUCGAUUUUGAUCCAAUUUCGACGGAGUUAAAACCGCUCUUUGAAAUAUUCUAAGAAUUCACUGCAGUCUAUAAAAUUGAGUUUAACAGCACUGAAGAGAUCUGUAGUGUAAAGAGAACUUGAAGUGUAAGCGAAAGAUUGAUCACUUAAAUUAAUGACUAUACAUUACAGCCGGUGAGACUUCACUUAAAGCAUAGGAAAGUUUAAUUUUUUCGUUUUCGUGGAAAUGUCUUUCUUAAGGUUUAAAAGGCGAGUAAAUUGUAUAUUCGAUGAACUCGGCCAAAAAUUAUUUCUUUGUUUUUUCAAAUAUAAUGCUUUCAUCCGCUGCUUCGAUGAGUCGUUUGUUCACCAGGGAAAGAAAAGGGAGCUUCGUUUAAAGUUUUAUUUGGCUUUAUUUUAUUGCAAAUCAUAAUCAUAGUUACCAAUAGAAAUAAUUAACUUUUGUAAAAUAUCAAAACACGAAUCACUUAUCAGGCAGAAUGCUUUAUGCAUGCUGAAGUGGCAUGCACUUUUCAGGGAUAAUUGAGUCAUUUCAAAGCAACGGGCGAUCUCAUCAGGAGAUGAUCAUACAACUGGCCUCAUAUAUUUUUACCGCUGAUGUUUCUCGAACUUCCGAGCGAUGAAAAAAAUUUGUUAAUUAUUUCAUAUAGAUAGUCAUGUGUAUUUUUGAAGCUAGCUAGUAUUCUGCAUUUGGUAUUGUGAUACCCACAGAAAUAUUGAAUGGAAACAAAAAAUCGUUAUGCUCAGCACCAGCAUGUAUAUUAUAUUCGAGCCUUUCUUAACGUCACUCGGCGUUAUAGCAUGAGACUACGGUGGUUUUUGUACACAACAAAUAAAACAGGAUUUUACCUAGGUUGACAUGUACUGCACAGUUCUGUUAUUGAUAUUACCUUUUGAUUAAGUCUAUUGAUUCCAUCUUUAGAAAAUUAUCUUUGAUGCCAAAAAGAUGCUUCAAUUUUUUUAUUACUGGCGGCAUAUAUUUUCCUCCAAUUUAGCCUAUUAAGUGACCCUUCCGUUCACAGAUAAGGUAGAUUGUCGAGAAAGUUAAUUAAGUUUCGAUUUUUAAUCCCCGAUGUUAAGCUAGGAUGGUUCAUCAAACUUUUUGCGUUAGCUUCAAGUCCUGCAAAAUGAGCUAAUGUAGUAUCGAAAUCUAACAUAUGUUUGCUAAUAAAAUUAGCUUCAAGAGGGGAAUAUUUGUUGUUUUUAAGACAGCUUGAUUGAAUUUUCUUUCCUCAGCUAUGCUACAAACAGUGACGGAAAUAGGACGCAAUUUAUCAAAUGAAACCAUCUCUCAGAGGAAUUCAAUUGAGAUCAGUGGAGAAGAUAUCUCGUGGAAUAGAUCAAACCCGAUUCCUUCUGGUCAACAGCGUCGAAACAGCACAGGCAGUACCCCUCGCUUAAUUCGUCACGUGUCUAGCCGUGUCACUUCACCUGCUCCUAUAGCGCAAAGUCGAGUGUCAUCUCCAUCUCGUUUUUCAGUAGCACUUGUAUCGGGAUCUGCUUUUCACGUACCCAUUCAAGCUCCAUCGCCGGGUCGUCACGUGCCACACCGUGUCGCAUCUCCUCCCCGACUCGCACCUAGUCGUUCUGUAUCACCCACCCGUAACCAAACAAGCCGAUUAUCGACUCCAGUUCGACACCCGGCAACUCGCGGUUUAUCUUCUGCUCAACUGCCAUCCAGUAGAGGAAAUUCACCUGCUGGGCGAGUGCCGCGCCGUAGAGCCACAAAUGCAGGACGGGCCAUUGGUCGAGUGACAACACCAAGGGAUAAUUUGAUAAUCGCAAACGUUCAUGCAACGCCUAGGAGAUACAGAAAGGCUAAUGGUGUUGUCAACUCAGCACAGCACUCUGUUCCUAGCAGAGCACAACAAAUCGCUGCCCAAACGUCACCCAGUUAUGGUGGUGCACUCAGCGAAGGGGAUGGCGCAGGAUUUCUGAGGACUUUAGAUAGUAUCCCAACACAUUCGGGAUCAAGGAGUGCGUACGAUUUUGUCGACGCUAGUAAGCGGAAACCUUCGAAACGCAAGAGAAAUGCCAGACAAUUUGAUAUCAAGGAUAUAGACCUUUCUGCACUUGAAGAGCAAGAAGUAUUAAACGAUCAAGUUGACGACAAGCCCUGGCUCCCAACUGGAAUCUAUGCAGUGUUCUUAAUUACACUGUGGACUGCUGUUCUGAAGCUUAGUGAUGGUGUAGAAACAAACGGUCCUGUUACUUGCUCUGCUGGCGAAGAAACUCGUCUUUGGAUAUGCGCCGCCUCCUUCUCGCUUGCACAAGGUCUCGCUGAAGCUUUUUGGCAACGAAAAAACAUGCUUAAAGUCCUUUUUAGUAUGCUGUGCCUCUUUGCGUAUUUCGUCAUUUUGCAUGUGCAACCGCUAUCAUGUCGGUUCGGAGAGGACAGAGUCACAGAUAUAAGCAAAUGGCAGUCUGCUAUAAAUUUUUUUGUGAGUGCGUUGUUAGGAUUGGGAAUUUAUAAGCACAUUUUGGAAACGAUACAAAACCAAAGAAUAAUCAAAGAAAAAAGAAUUCAAAAGGGGCAAUGGGAAGAGGCUGAGGACUCAGAGUUUGAGGGAUUACCAGAAGGUAUAAUAUAA